UCACACCUUGUACUAAACCCUAAUCCCAUAUUACAAUUCACAUUAUAGCAUCAAAACAUAAUUUAUAUUAGAAUUUGUAUUUAAAAAACCAUUUCUUUUUGUAAUUAAUUAUCAUGGCUAAGAAAGUGGCUAGAGUGGCUUUACUUGCAGUGGUGGUUGUUGUGGUGGUGCUACUAGCUAAAACACCAGCGACGGAGGCGGUGAAUUGUUCCCCCCUAGAGCUAGUCCCAUGUGCACCCGCGUUUAUGUCUAGCCAAGAACCAUCAAAUUCAUGUUGUGAGAAAUUGAAACAGCAAAAGCCUUGCCUUUGUGGCUAUGCUAGAAACCCAACGUACAGGAGUUAUGUUGAUUCCCCAGCUGCUAAGCGUAUAGCUUCCUCUUGCAAAGUUUACGUUAGUUGUUAAAUGCGCCAUUUACUAGAUUAAAUCAAAAUAUAACUAUA
Amaranthus tricolor (Joseph's coat) is the source of this 442-nucleotide messenger RNA. RefSeq names its product non-specific lipid-transfer protein 2-like. The record is from RefSeq and is a predicted model, not a curated record. The transcript has a single exon. Gene Ontology annotation, biological process: lipid transport. The coding region runs from base 114 to 404 and encodes 96 amino acids. Lineage: Eukaryota; Viridiplantae; Streptophyta; Magnoliopsida; Caryophyllales; Amaranthaceae.